This is a messenger RNA of Acanthoscelides obtectus, 11317 nucleotides long. The record is from the annotation of a GenBank genome assembly. Lineage: Eukaryota; Metazoa; Arthropoda; Insecta; Coleoptera; Chrysomelidae.
CCUAUGUUCUGUUGGUGAUGUUCCAUGUCAGAUAAAUUUUAUCGUCUAUCUUAUCUGAGAGACAUGAUGCAGAAAGAUAAUUCUGAAAAAUCUAAUUACUUCUAUUAAAUACAACAACAAAUACAAAAUACCUGAUUAGUGCCACGAAAGUGAAAAAUAGGCUUAACAGUAUCCGUACACCGUUCAGGUUUUUUCUGGGAUAAUUUCCUUGAAUCAGGCUCCUGUUGGUCUUGGAUAGUUUUAUGUUUUUCAUCAUUUUGAUCUCUUCAAGAAAAUGAAUAUCUACAGCAGUGUCCACACUUUUCUUCUGCUUAUAUUCGGUUUAUCGACAGCCCUUUCUUAUCAUCUCCAAAAACAUGGGGAGCAGUGCCCAGGAUUAUACCCUUAUACUUACACUGGGAAUAUCCCUAGAGGAAACCUGUCUGCAGGACAUUAUGAAAAAAUUGACAGUAUAACCCGAUUAGAGGAUUGUGUAUUGGAAUGCUGCCUCAAAGACACAUGCAAUGUAGCAUUUAUGAAUAAAGAUAAAUGCUAUCAUAUUGAAUGCAAAAGUGAUGAACUUUGUUUGCCUACUCCCAGUGAUAAGCCUGAAGCUUCACCAUUUUUGUCAAUGGUACUUGUUAAACCAACUGGCCCCUAUAGCUGGGAAGAUAUAAUACAGCAAGAUCCAGCAUCAAAUACAGAAAUGGAUGGUAAAUGGCAGACUAUUUUGAAAGACUUAUUGAAAGAGUCUACAUAUGGUAAUGACAUGUAUUGUGAAGUAGGUGCUGACAAUAUGUGUGCCCUAAAUGAAAUCUGUGUACCACAGCAUGUAAAAUCUAGAUCUGGCAUUUGUCAAUGUGUAGAAGGCUAUAUGAGACGCCAUACUGGAGAGUGUGCCCCAGUGUUAUUAGGACAACCAGUCUUACAUGAUGAACCAUCUGUGGCUGAUUUGAUCACAGAAAGAAUUUUGGAAAAGACACCUGUAAACAGAAGUGCACCUGUCACUAAAAAACAGCUCACUGUUGUAGCAGAAUCUAAGGAGGUGAGGCUACCUGUGAACAAUGCAACUUUAUAUGCUAGAGUAAGCCCUGAUGAUCCAGAAGCUCAUUAUCAAUAUGAGUGGAUCUCAUUGCAUCAACCAAAGGACAGCACAGCUGUGAAACAUCAAAAUGGUGGUCAGUUGCAACUAGAUAAGCUUACAGAAGGUGUCUAUUCAUUCAAGGUAACUGCAGCAAAUCCUUCUGCUUAUGGUGAGACAUUUGUAAAUGUAACAGUAUUGCCUGCCAAAAGAAUCAACCAACCACCCAGCAUUAUUAUAACUCCUGCUAACCAAACUAUAAAACUACCAAAUUCCGUGGCCGUAUUAGAUGCUUCUUCUUCCAAAGAUGAUGAUGCUAUCAUAGCUUGGCAUUGGGAACUACAGCAAGCACCUUUAGGGUAUGAGCCGCAACUAAAAGACAGUCCUACUUUGCAACUAAACGAUUUGAAUAAGCCUGGUAACUACAGCUUUAAAUUGACAGCAACAGAUAGUGAUCAUGUUACAAGCAGUGCUACUGCUAACAUAACAGUUUUGGCUGUCACUGACUAUCCACCUGAAGCCAAUGCAGGAGAAGAUAAAAUAAUUUAUCUGCCACACAACUCAAUAACCUUGAAUGGUAGUCUGAGUACUGAUGAUCAUGCAAUCACAACUUGGGAAUGGACAAAAGCUGGAAACGAUGCCCAAAAGGCUGUUGAUAUGCAAGACACAAGAACGCCAUACUUACAACUGUCGAAUCUUGAAGAGGGCAUUUACACUUUUGCCUUGAAGGUUACAGAUAGUGCAAACCAAUCAAGCACAGCGCAGGUACAUGUGUUCGUGAAACCACCAACUAACAAACCUCCAGUAGCCUCAGCAGGUCAGAACCAGACAAUCAGCCUGCCCCAGACAUGGGUGGUUCUGGAUGCUAAUGGCAGUACCGAUGACAACAAAAUCAUGGCAUUCAAAUGGGAGCAAAUCGAAGGACCUUCGCAUGUGACGUUUGAAAAUGUCAACGCCAGCAAAACGAACGUGACAGGUCUAACGAAGGGCGUGUAUCAGUUUAAGGUCAGCGUUACAGAUGAUAACAAGAAUGUGGCUAGUGAUAAGGUGUAUGUCACUGUCAAUCAGAAUAAGAACCAAAAACCGACAGCCAAUGCCGGUGCUGAUUUCGAAAUUGAGCUCCCAAAGAACGUCGUUAUGCUGAACGGCUCAAACUCAAAAGACGAUUGGGCCAUCGUAAAAUGGAAAUGGACCAGAAACGAAAAAUCAUUGGCUUUGGGCAGCAUCGCAGAGAAAACGGACGAAUCACCCGUUUUAAUAUUGACAGAUUUGGCAAUCGGAAAAUAUAUCUUCAACUUGACAGUGUACGAUGAGCAAGGCCUGAGUGACACGGAUACUGUAACAUUUGUUGUCAAAAAUGAUCCUAGAAUAUUCUAUUUGGUCGAAAUUACAAUAAAUGUUGAUGCGAAGGUGUUGACAGAAGCCCAAUAUAAUAAUGUCAAAGGCAAACUUGCCUUGUUGAUGAGCGAUGGAUCUAAGUUACAGGUUCGAAGUGUGAAGCCUCAACCAGCAACCUCUAAAGCCGUGGUUACCUUUUAUGUAGAGGGAGUUGAUGGUAAAUUGAUCCCAGCAAAUGAUGUGGUGCAUCACCUUAGGAAUAAAUUAAGAGUUGAUGCAAGUCUUUUAGGCUUUUCUGUCGCGAAUUUAAGGACGGCAGUGUGUCAAAAUGACUGCUCAGGUCAUGGGGUAUGUGAUGAGGUCACGAGACGUUGUAGGUGUGAAGCAUUUUGGAUGCAAGACUUGUUUAAGGUGUACCUAGAAACUGAUCAGGAUUCAGAUUGCAGCUGGAGCAUAUUGUAUGUUGUCUUGGGAAUGAUUUGCAGUGUGUUGAUAUUCCUGGGUACCUUAUGGGGAAUGGUACACCUGUGUUAUACUUGGUGUAACAAAAAACAGUCAUCUUCUAAACCAACCAACUAUAAACUUAUUGAAGACACCGAGGAUUUACCACCAUUUUCAGCACGGAAAAGUAACCUGUCAGACAGCGACACCGAUUCAGAUGUGGUGUUCGAAUCACGCUCGAAACCCUCGAGGAACGGCGGUCACUACAAACAGACCCGAAACGGUUUCAACAAGAUGGGCCGUCGCGUGAAGACCUAGUUCAAAAGGAGGCAGCGACGUACGUCUCGUGCCUAAGUACCACCAGUCCUUUGUGAUUUUACUUGAGUAUUCUUAUUUCGUUACCGUUGCGAUUUUUUGAGUUCCUUUGGUAAUUUAGGUUCCCGUGUUCAGGUGACAAGUUAUAGGUACACUUUCCAAAGAGCUCUAGCGCGACUCGGUGGGUUCCGAAUUGAAUGCUUUUCGCACACCAAUAGGAACUUCUUCACCCAUGGAUAUUCAUCGUCAGUUGACAGAGGCGUAUGACGACAAGCGUUUAACACGUCUGAACGUGAUAGAGGGAUUUUGGUGCUUAGAAACAGAAGGAUCACCAUCCGUGAAGUUGUUGCUCAGAUUCCUGGAAGUUCACGGAGGGCGAUUUAUCUGUUUUAAAGCACCUUGCGUAGGACCGUCUCGAUAACCGCCUUCUUUCUUCGUAGUGGACUUCUUUCCGACCAGCAAUAAGUUCCCUGCAUCACUUUCAGACGUGCAGGUGGAGCUUCUAUGGUGUACAAAAAGUGAAUUACGGAACAAAUCCCGCACUUGGCGGGAUUAACAGCGGGAACCCCAAUAUUAAACGGAUAUUGAGCGAAUAAUAAGCUGCUUCGCGAAGCGCGACCAAGGGAAAUUUAGAGUGGCGGAAUAACUGCGCGCAGCGGUGUUGCAGGAUUUCGCCUCGCACCUUCCCGUGUGGCUGAAUCGCUUUGAGAGCAAUAUUUCUGUAUCAACCCUCGUAGUUGGAAGGCUGGCUAUAUGACGACCCUCCUGGCUAAGAGCAUUAACGAUUUUUUUCCUGAAAAUAGCCAACUAUAUACUGCGGCAUCCAAAAAUGGAUCUGAAAGAUACUAUUGCCAUCUAUGAGACAGUAGUAUCACAGAAAAAGGAAUUUUGAAAUCUACUUUGAAAAAAGUUAGAAUGUUUAUUAUUGCUACUGUUUCACACAUGGCGCUGAGAUCGUUAAUCACUUUAUGGCCUCUCUAACGCCUAUUUUCAGUUGAAAUACAUUAAUCAUUGUCUGAAAAUAAAAUAGGCAUUAGAGAGUCCAAUAAUAAUAAUCUUUAUUGUCCAAAAUUUUCCCAUUUACAGGACAAUAACACAUAAGCAUAGCAUAAAACCAAAUUGGAUGAAUAGGAAUUGUUGCGAUUAAAUAUGAAAUAGGACAUCCGGUAAAUGGCCACCAUUAAACCUCUGGCACAGGGUCAGGCUAUUCUUAAAAUUCUGUAUAACGUUUUCGCACAACUGUGGCUCUAUUUCGUCGAUAACGCGCCUUAUCUCUUCUUUAAGGCGUUCAACUGUUUGUUGCUUGUUCGCAUACACCUUUUCCUUCACAUAUCCCCAGAGGAAGAAGUCCAUUGGCGUUAGAUCGCAUGAUCUUGGUGGCCAAUUUUUAUCGCCAAGUCGAGAGAUGACACGGUCUGAAAACUUGGACCGCAGUAACACCAUUGUUUCGCGUGCUAUGUGACAGGUCGCACCGUCUUGUUGGAAGAACAUAUCCUCCAAAUCAAUUCGAUUCAACUGGGGUCACAAAAACUCGGUCAACAUUUCGCGAUACCGCGCACCAUUAACAGCUACCGCAGUUCCUGCUGCUUCGAAGAAAUACGGUCCAAUCACUCCACCACUCCACAACGUGCACCAAACGGUAACUCGCGGCGGAUGCAUUGGUUAUUACACGAGGUUUUCAGAACCCCAAAUUCCGCAGUUCUGCUUAUUGACGUACCUGUUCAGUUGAAAAUGUGCCCCAACAGAGAAAAUGAUUUUCUUCGAGAAAUCUGCAUCAAUUUGGUGGUGCUCCAGCGCCCAAUCAACUAAUUCACGGCGCUGCGCGUGGUCCGUUGGCUUGAGUUCUUGCGUCAGUUCAACCUUGUACGAAUGUAAGCACAGAUCUUUGAUCAAAAUUCGUUGCAGACUAGGUCUAGUAAUGUUCAAUUCUUGGCCACGAUGCCGAAUGGAAGUGUCUGGAUUCUCGGCCACACUUUCCCGCAGUGCGACUAUAUUUUCGAGGGACCGACCAGGACGGCGACGAACAGUGGUCUCCACAUUCAGCAACGUGAAUUUUGUCUCAAAUUGUGUAAUUCAACGGCGAACUCAUUUGGCGAACUGUUUCCGCGUCAUUUAUUAUUAUUACGCGAAGCAUCAAUACGUUUAACUUCUAGAACAAAUAUAAAGCAGACAUUUACAAUAAACAUGUAAUAAAAGUUAAAUGCCAGACAUAUUAAGAAAAGGUUGGCCCAUUUACGGGAUUUCUCUGUCCAAGUACAAAGGACCAAAUUCAUUAGUUUUGAAAUACUGUCAAAAUUUAUAUCACAAUCAGCAGAAUUUAAUUUUUCACACAUAGUCAAUACUGGCGACUUUAGAAGCAAAUUAGUUCUCGCUUUCUCAUAAUGUUUUGGUAUUUCUAGUUCCCCAACAAGUCACAAGAAAAUUAAUACUCGAUAAAAUUACGCUGGCAUCUAAGUUAUUAUGAAAAAGUUUAUAUAAACUGAAAGAAUUAAAUUUGCGUCUUAAAUCCAGACUUUAUAAUUUAAAUCUACAAUUAAGGCUCAUAUCGUCAGUCGUCCCUACAAUUGUAGGGCGCGUUUAUGGCCUCCUUGAUUGUCAUACUCCUUUCUCUCCUUCAAAAAUUACUAGCUUACACUUGUCCCGUAUCAGCGGCAGCGCUCUCCUAUUGUGAAGAUAUGUUUUCUUUUUAAAUUGUAGGAAAUUUCAGGCUGAUAAAACAUGAUAUAACUCAAAAGCAAGCACAAUUUGAUGCAAAUAGAUGUUUGUGACAUAACCUCAAAAUAGAGUUCUGACACGAAGAAGUAGAAAACUAUGACAAUCAAGGCGCCCUACAAUUGUAGGGACGACUGACGAUACGGGCCUUAGGUGCUCAUAAAGUGCAUUCCUAGGAGGAUAAGUACCGUCAGUCUUGUAAGCGAGAGGUUCCAAAAAGCGCCGUUGUGCUUCCUAAAUUGCCAUUUUAUUUUUUGAGUAAUGGAGAUACCAAAUAAUUGACGAAUAUUCCAAUUUUGAGCAGACAAAGGUCAAAUACAUUGUUGCAAGAGCCUUAACAUUAGUGAAAGACCGAAGGUUUGUCACCAUGAAUCCAUACGCCUUUAAUGCGGCAUUAACCAUUAUUGAGAUAUGCUCAACAAAAGACAAUUGAGUUAAAAACAGCUCCCAGAUCUUUAUUUUUAGAUUUUUUUCUGCUAUAUAUACAUUUUACAUUCAAUGCAAGUUUGUUCACUUGACACCAAGUCUGAAUAUUAUGCAACUCCAACUGUAAUGUAUGACAGUCCCCUAUACUUGUAAUAGUUGGGAAACAUUUCAAAUCGUCAGCAUAAAGUUUAUUACAAUUGAGAGAAUCACGCACACGUGAUUUAUAAAUAAUGUUAAAAGCAGUGGCAAGAUUUGGUGUGUAUGCCAACAAGGGAUUAAAGAUCCUAGCACCAUCUAUAAAGUAGUAGCAGAACCAUACACUCCAACUCUUUUCAAAAUAGAUUUGUAAAUUCAUUUUUUGUGUUCUGCUGUAUCAUACAUGGCACUUGAACCCUUUAGAUCCAUUUUUUGACAUCGGAAUGCAGUGUAUGGUUGCCUAUCUUCAUGUAGAAUAUGUGAGGAUUAGUGCCUCUUCAGGUAAGAUAUUUCAUGUAUCAAGACAUGCUAAAAGACAUAAAAGGGUUACAAAUGUGGUUGGUUCUAAUGGGUGUGUAUUUCUUUGCAUACACUUACUAUUGCAAUUUCUUGUUAGAAGUAAUCUAGGGAAAAAGGGUGGGUAAGGAUAUAUUGUCACAGUCCUAACAAUUUCUCAAGAAAGUGCAUUAUUCCCGUUUAGUCUAGUCAAUAUAAUGAGGAAAAUAGUCGUACCAUUUGCUAUCCUGAACUCAGAAUGAUAUAGUGGGAACCUUGUGAUAAUUUCUUUUUAUUUUAUAUGGAUUACUAAACUUACCUGUUUUAUUGGUGAUCGAAUAUGAUUAUUUUAAAAUUGUAUUUUAAAUCAAUAUAAAUGAAUUUAUUUUAGCUAAAUGAUCCAUUAUUAUAUUAAAAGGUUUUGGCAGACACCAAUUAGCGAUUUUUUACAUUUAAAUUUAUGAAUUGGCAGGUAAAUGUCAAAUAGUCAAACGUUUCUGUAUGCGGUAUUUGUAAUUGCCAAAACUGUCGCAUGUGUCAUACAAAUUUUGUUCGGCAUUAGACUUAAUGAAUGUAGUUUUCUAAGUGGAAUAUUAUGUACUUAUUUUUGAAAGCUUUGGCUUUGAAAAAGCAAUGUGAGUUCUCAACAUGUGCAGGGUGUUGAUUUUUAAGCUAUACGAAAACGUCAGUUCAUGAAUGAAAUAUGUUCUUUCUGUUGGAAUAACGGCGGAGAAUCUAUACUAUAUAAAUAUUUCAGAGUAUACUUGAAUCGGUGAGUGUAAUAACGAUAAAGUCCAAAAAUACGAAUUUGAGAUAAUCACAAAAAAGUGUUUUGUUUGAAAACUAUAUAAUAUACAAGAAAUAUAUACAUUGCAAGUUUGUAGACAAUUAAGUUCUCUGAACGAAUGUAAAGUGAAUUAUCAAUUAUUUUUUGUAAUAAAUAAUCUACAUGUCAAAACGUCACUAGGAUUUAUACGGUUUUUCCGCCCAACUUUAAACAUGCCUCAAAUCAUGAAUUUAAUUAGUAAAUAAAACUACAAAUUAGAAUGCUUUUUAUUAUUUAAUGUACAUUUAACCUAAAUACACUUAGAUACGAUGAAAAGAACAUAUUUAUGAUAUACUAUAAUACAAUAAAAAUAGUUUUAUUAGUCCGCCUCAGUUGCCUCACAUUCAGCGUUGGUGGUUUCCCAUGAAGUAAUAUGGUAAUAGAUUCCAAUAUUUCUGACGACAUAUAUUGCAGGACUUUUUUUAGAUUAUCAAUUUUCUUUAUAUUUAUUGGUAAUGUCUUUGAAUAUGCAGGGUUAGUUGGUAAAGUUGGCAUGGCUUUAGGUUUGAUUAAUUUAAAACAUUGCGACACAAAUCCUCCGAUAUAGUCGCUAGUGAUGAGGUAUCCAGGUGUAGAACUAUCAUAAGUAAACUGCCUGUAAUUUGAUAGUGUAAAUUUGGAUUUUAUUUCAUCUGAAGAUUGACAAGUUUUUUUGUAAUAUUUGGGCCACCAAGUUUUGUAAUCAGUUAUAUCUUUAUAACAUAUUGUUGAUACAGUAAACGGCUUUACUUUGCGGCAAGAGAGCAUCAUGUUUUCAUAAUCUUCUGGAAGAUAUAUACGAUCAUGUUUUCUUAUCACUCUCUUAAGACAUCCGAAGUCCCUGUCGCACGGUAAAAAAGAGUGACCACGCAAUGGGAAGUAGUGAUAAAUUUCGCGAAAUCUUUUUGAAGCUGCAAGUGCUAAUAAAUAUCUUAUUACGGUAUUAUUCCGGUUUUGGCCCGGGCAACCGUCCGAAAAUAUGUGCAGCUCUUGAAUCUCCGCUGGCAUUUUCUGCACAUAAUCAUUGAUAAACGUGCAUACCUCAUUGGGUCCCUUCGCGGCUUGUCCCUCAUGGUAUGUAUAAAAAUGUCCAGUAUCAUUUUUUAAAUCGUGUAUUUCAAACCCAUAUAGCCGUAGUUGCCUGUAAUAAAACAUUUCCUGGACAGGUAUAACAGGCAGCGGCAUAUUUUGAAUAUAGUCAAAAACUAUUCCACCAACAUCUUCUCGUUCAUGGCACAGAUCAGUGACUUCCUUUAGCUUUGAGUAAAAUUUUUUAGCUCGACGCUUAUGAACCAUUAAUUCGGCAGCAGCAACUCUCUUAGCGUUGUCGUUUAACUUUGAAUCCUUAAGUUUUGUUGUUAAUUCCUCGCAUUGUCCACAUACAUCUACUUGAGGCCUCCCGAAUUUUAAUGCAAAAUUCUCUUUAAAGAAUUUUAAGUAAAAUUCAUAUUUAACUAUCUUUGUUAAUUCCGGGUGUAAUUUUACAAAGAGAUUAUACAUAGUCUUAACGUUAAGAUUUGAAUCAAGAUAGUGAAUUUCUUUAGAGCUGAAGUGAGAAGUCCUUCGUGGAAACGAUUCAAUGUGAUGAUGGAUUUUGGAAGUAACCUGAGGUUGUAAUGUAUGAGGUCGAUUAUUAUGCGUACCACGUAAAUCUCUAGGUGAACUCUGAGACACGAACAAUCUAUUUAGUCGUUGUAGUCUAGAGUUCGAGAUUGAAUGUAGAUUAAGAAAGGCUGUUUUGCAAACACGUUGUUUCUCUAAAGGUUUUCGUAUGUAAUAAGAAAAACUCGCUGUCCUGAGUUUUUCUCUGGCCUCUUUAUUUGGUCGCUUCCUAACGACUGGUUUACAUUCCAUUAACCCUUGGAAAUAGACAUCUUGUUCGUUUUUUGAACCUUUCUCGUAUAAUGCUCUCAAAACAGCUUCUUUUUCUUCCGUCCUAAAUUUAGUCAUGCAUUUCUUUUUACAUCUAAAAAAAACAAUAUAAUAUUGUUACAAACGAUUGUGUUAUUUUAUAGUAAUAAAGCUUACGUGCAAUCUGCUUUAACCUCCCUUUUGUUGACUAUUUUCCCAGUUUUAGUUGUGUAUUGGCUUCCAAGAAGACGAGCUUUCUUCCUUUCAUUUCUCUUCCAUGUUUCAGGACAUCUUUUUUUUCUUUUACGAUCGAUCAUUUCCGUAUCCGAACUUUCACUGCUAGACAUUUUAAUCACGUAAAAUAUAAGAGGAAACGCGAAAAUGUUAACAUAACCUGCAAACAGGUUACGAUCGAGCUGAAUGCUUACUGACAAACCGUCCAAAAUCAGCUGACUGCGCGACAUGCGCCAUGCGCAUGGUUGAGUGGAAAAUCAGUAUAAAAGUGGGAGUUAUAUCGUUAUUCCACUCAAUGCCAAAUCUGUCCGCUUCGUGGGAGCGUGCACGUAGUGAAUAUUGUACGCUUUUUCCGCUCAGUAGAAGGAUCCUGUGUUGAAGAACAUUUUGGCUAUCUUGGUUUAAAAUGCCUUUUUUGGGAGUUAUAUCGUUUUUCCACUCACCGUUUCACUUGUAGUCUAAAGUAACACCUCUGAGGUAAAAUCACUUGUCAUAUUUGUUGUUAAAAAACAUGUACAUAUUAAUGGAGUAAGAAAGAUUUCUCUACAUUCUAUUAGUCACUACCACAAUGUUAUCAAUGGCAAAUUAUGUUUCCCAUUAAAUAUUUUCUCCUGAAAAAGUUGAAACAAGAUAUUCCAUUGACAUCGGAAAACUCUUAUACAUAUAUAUACUGGAACACAUAAUCCUGCAGUAAGGCGUUUUGGUUGCCUUAUUUUCGUUAAAAUUUCCUUUCUAUUGGCAAAAUUGUACCAUAGUAUUUGAUGUCACAGAUCAAAAUAAUCACAUGUACGAAUUGAGUUGAAAAUUUUGACCCCUCAACGAAUCAUUAGUAGUUAAAUAUGAUCUUUACAUUCUUAAAGAAGUAUAGCCUUGAGUAGGUCAUAGGUUUGAUGCACAGAAUAGCGGCGACACUGAAGACGACCAGAAUGCCGGAGAGCUAACUUAUGAUGAAUUUAGAAUCACCUUGCCAAAACCCACAUUUCACGUUAAAAGAUGUCUUAGUACUUACAAUGUGUAUAAAUAUUUGUUGAUGUUUGGUCACAAUAAUGAUAGAUUUCACUUAUGCAAAGCUUUUAAAUUGUUAUGUGCAAUUAUAUUUGAUGUUUAUAGUAACAAAAGCACGAAAAAUUCAAUCUUUUUUCCAACAAAACAUGAGAUUUGUAAAACUCUACAAGUCCAGAAUGCAAUACUAUAACCUAUUAAAACAUUUACUCGUGUCAAAACAAACACGAUCACACGAUUGCCGCAUUUGUUUGCUUGUUGCUGCCCUACCUAGGCCCGUUUAGGAAUGCACGUAUUUGAACGUAUCGCCCUGGUGUGUUUUGUAAAAUGCAUCAACUAAGAAGUCGGUGGACAGUCCACUUUCAUCUCCAAAUGAGGUUAGUUUUUUACUCUCCUGCCUUUCUUAAUUCGAACAUUUUGGUAACCAGUCUGCAAAUAAACUUAUAUAAACGUCUGGGAUCUAAUAGGGAUCUUUAAAACAUACCAAAUUUUCUUAUAGUAUUUAUAUUGUCAACAGUAUAAAAUAUUGUAUUCAUUCUAAAUCAUCAGUUAAACUGAUGUUAAUAAUCUGUUGUAUACUAUCCAUUAGUAUGUGUGCAUGUAAUGUACUUAUUGAAAUAAUUUGUGAUUUUACUUAGUGAAUUUAUGCACAAACCAUAAGG